GAAGAAAACAGCCUCCUGCUGCUGGAAGCUCAAUUUCCUUUCAAGCUCAGCAGAGGUCCCAGCCUCUGUUUCUUCGGGACUGAGAAAGUACAACAUCAUGUCUGGGCAGCCGAAACUGCGCCAGGAGAAAGGAGACACUAACAGGGAAUUAAGGAAAGUCCUGGUGCAAAUUUAAUUAUGACCGCAGUCAGUUCAAGAAAAACAAGGUGCUUUGACAGGAUGAUCGUCUGCUUGUACUGUGCCAUCUGUAAGUGAAGAAGUCUGAAGACGCUUGUGAAUUCCCGAUUUGUGAUUCCUCUUCCUAGGAGCUCACACAAAGAUGUUAAAAUGGCAUCGGACAUUCAAUAUUCGUGGUCCCUGGAGAAACGGAAAGAAAACUCAACCAACGGAGAAUGAGGUGGUUCUGACCAACAUGAAAAUACUAAGGAGUGAAGCGAUUCCAAGCGAGUGGUUGUUUCCUCACUUCCCCAGGGGGUCGGAGGCAGGGGCAGCAGCCUCCGUUCCUCAGGUGGUCAUCUCGGAAUGCCCAAACAAUGAUUUGAGCCCAACCGAGGUGCCAGAGAAGCCAGGCUACAUGACAGCGCAGGAAAUCCUGGAUCAGCAACCGCAGCAGGGCCAGUUCUCCAAAUUAGAGUGUGAAGAGUCUAGGUUUGAAUUGCACGGAUUGGUCAAUUCUCCAUCUACUCCGACAGAGUCCGAAAAGAGCUUUAUACUUCACAGCAGGGAGUCUUCCUAUGAUUCCGGCAUGCUCAGUGCCUCUUCCUCUCCCAGAACCAGUCACAUAAUAGCAGAAGCCGGGCAGGGUAAUCCAGAGAGCAUCCGGCAAAUCAAGGGCCCCACUGAAGCCGCAGAUCCUGGACUGAAUAGUCCCGCAGUGGGGCUGGAAGACCUCCGGAGUCCCCCGGGGAGAGACAACCCUGACCAUCCUCUGAGCCAAAGCCAGGAAGAGGUUUCUGGAAAGGAAAACAAGGAAAAGAGCUCUGACUCCACUUCAGCUGCAGUUUCCGAAGAGGAAGAAAGAACAAUCCUCAACCAGCAUACAGCCAUCUUGAAUAGUACCCGAUAUCUUCCCGGGCAGCAGUUAAAAAUAUAUCCGGGUGACAGCUUGAAUGAAUACACAAAUGGAUGCCGUAAAUUAAGUGAGAUGAACCAAAGGAAUCCUAAAGCUCUCGAUUUAGGCUUCAGAUAUCUGGAACACGUUUGUCAGUUGAUAGAAAAAAUUGGGCACCUGCAGGAGCACAACCUCAGUCUUCAAAAGCAAAUCUGUGGCUUGAGGAAAGAACUGAAAGUGAAACAAAAAAAUGAGGAGUAUUUUCUGCAGCACUGUUCCUGUGGCACAGCCACUGCCUCGUCCAGCUCGAAAAAGGAGGGGAAAAAAUAUUGGAAUGUGAAGGAGAGACCACACAGCCUCUUGGUUCACAGUGGAAAUCAGUCGGAUCUUUCAAUUAUUCCAGAAAUCGGCAGAAAUGGUGGAAAACAGAGCAGUUACAAUGAUUACACAAUAUGACCUGCUACGACGAAAGAAGCUAGGUUUCUUCUUCAGAAUAUGGAACCCAAAGAUGGUACUGCAGACUUUAAAGAUGCCCAAAUAAUCGUUAUUACAAAGGAAAAGUGAACAAUCUGACAGGGGAACUGCAAUGAUAUGUCAUAAGUGUCUAUCAGUCAAUAAAUGGUAUUUAUUUAGUGUUUACUGUGGGCAGAAACCUGUAUCAAGUGCUUUGGAGAGUACACGAUAGCAGAGUUGGUGGCGAUGUUCCCUGCUGACAACGAUAUACUGUAACCAAGAUCUUGACCAGUGGUUAAAUGUCAUCGAUGUCUAUUGUUCACUCCAUGAAGUCAAUGUGAUUUCAGACUCUAGCAAGGCAUAGUAGACAUGACGUUUUUGCUCACCGGGUGCGGAAGGGAUGAAGAGAAAUGUGGGAUGUUGAUGUAGGAAGAUUUACUUGGGAGAAUUAAAUAGUACUCUAAAUAUAUUGUUUAACCAUUCUAUAAGAGGUUUGAAGACAGUAUAACUAGGUUAUUAUAGGAGAACAAUAACUGAAUAAAAACUAACCUUGUGAAUUAUGAACAAUAAGUUCUUAUUUCAAAGAGAAAAUUCUACCUUAGUUUUGUCAUAUAAGGCAUGAUUAUCCAGCAUCAUCUUCUUCUCAUGGGUGGCAUACCUCCGUAAGUCACGUUCAAACUGCUGUAAAUGUAAAUUAUUAUUUGGAGUCAGAUACUAUUUUAUUGUUUAAUACGUAAUCAUCCUGAGAUACCUAAAGACCAAUGAAUAAACUUACUGUGGUGUAU
Messenger RNA from Ornithorhynchus anatinus (platypus), 2289 nucleotides. RefSeq lists its product as uncharacterized. NCBI's taxonomy places the organism in Eukaryota, Metazoa, Chordata, Mammalia, Monotremata, Ornithorhynchidae. Bases 320 to 1507 code for a protein of 395 amino acids. The transcript has 5 exons. The record is from RefSeq and is a predicted model, not a curated record.